Molecule: messenger RNA, 5295 nt
Organism: Sus scrofa (pig)
Lineage: Eukaryota; Metazoa; Chordata; Mammalia; Artiodactyla; Suidae
Gene: WASF2
Product: WASP family member 2
Biological process (GO): positive regulation of Arp2/3 complex-mediated actin nucleation; actin cytoskeleton organization
Cellular component (GO): cytoskeleton; SCAR complex
Molecular function (GO): Arp2/3 complex binding; protein kinase A regulatory subunit binding; actin binding
Source: RefSeq, marked validated
UCCCAGGGCGGGGAAUCGCGUAAUGGCGGACGCGUGCCGGGUGAUCGCGGCUGGGGGCGUAGCGCGCUGAGGGGGGGGGUCUGGCUGUGUGGCAGCCGGCGGGGCGGCCUGCGAGAGCAGACCCCGUGCAGAGAAAGGCGGCCGGCCAGCCCCUCCGUCUCUGAGGGCGACCGCACGAUACAAGGUUGUUUUUCAUCAUUCAGAACAUUGCCUGAAGCAGGUCCACCAUGCCGUUAGUAACGAGGAACAUCGAGCCAAGGCACCUGUGCCGUCAGACGUUGCCUAGCGUUAGAAGCGAGCUGGAAUGCAUGACCAACAUCACCCUGGCAAAUGUCAUCCGACAGCUGGGCAGCCUGAGUAAAUAUGCCGAGGACAUUUUUGGAGAGCUCUUUACUCAGGCAAAUACUUUUGCCUCUCGGGUAAGCUCCCUUGCUGAGAGGGUCGACCGCCUACAAGUUAAAGUCACUCAGCUGGAUCCCAAGGAAGAAGAAGUGUCACUACAAGGAAUCAACACCCGAAAGGCCUUCCGAAGCUCUACUGUUCAGGACCAGAAGCUUUUUGACAGAAAUUCUCUCCCCAUACCUGUCUUGGAAACAUACAACACCUGUGAUACUCCUCCACCUCUCAACAAUCUUACCCCUUACAGGGACGAUGGGAAAGAGGCACUCAAAUUCUACACAGACCCUUCGUACUUCUUUGAUCUUUGGAAGGAGAAGAUGCUGCAGGACACCAAGGAUAUCAUGAAAGAGAAGAGAAAGCACAGGAAAGAAAAGAAAGAUAAUCCAAAUCGAGGGAAUGUAAACCCACGUAAAAUCAAGACACGUAAGGAAGAGUGGGAGAAAAUGAAGAUGGGUCAAGAAUUUGUGGAAUCCAAAGAAAAGCUGGGGCCGUCUGGGUAUCCACCCACCUUGGUGUAUCAGAACGGCAGCGUUGGCUCUGUUGAGAAUGUGGAUGCAAGCAGCUACCCACCACCACCACAGUCAGACUCUACUUCUCCACCUUCUCCUUCCUUCUCUGAGGACAGCUUGCCUCCCCCACCAGCAGAAUUCAGCUACCCAGCAGACAGUAACCAAAGAGGGUCUGGCCUGGCUGGACCCAAAAGAUCCAGUGUGGUCAGCCCAAGCCAUCCACCACCAGCUCCUCCUCUGGGCUCUCCGCCAGGCCCCAAACCCGGCUUUGCUCCACCACCUGCCCCUCCGCCUCCACCUCCGAUGAUGAGCACUCCACCCCCACCACCACCUGGAGGAUUUGGGUCUUCAGGGACCCCACCACCACCUUCACCCCCAUCUUUCCCACCUCACCCCGAUUUUGCUGCCCCUCCACCUCCUCCCCCACCUCCGGCAGCUGACUACUCAACUCUGCCACCACCUCCCUUGUCCCAGCCAGCAGGAGGAGCGCCUCCCCCUCCCCCUCCUCCCCCUCCCCCGGGGCCCCCUCCUCCCCCUUUCAGUGGUACAGAUGGCCAGCCUGCCGCACCUCCGCCACUUUCUGAUACCACCAAGCCCAAGUCCUCCUUGCCUCCUGUGAGCGAUGCCCGCAGCGACUUGCUUUCAGCCAUCCGUCAAGGCUUUCAGCUGCGCAGGGUUGAGGAGCAGCGGGAACAAGAGAAGCGGGAUGUCGUGGGCAACGAUGUGGCCACCAUCUUGUCGCGUCGCAUUGCCGUGGAGUACAGCGACUCAGAAGACGACUCCUCUGAGUUUGAUGAGGAUGAAUGGUCGGAUUAACUCUUCUGCCUGCUGCCCGCCUCCUUUUUCUUUCCUUCCUACCUGCCUUCCUUGAUGCCUACCCCAGCAGUCCCAAAGGGAGAAAAGGGAGGAAAAAAAGAAUUUCAAGGGGCCAAAGCCUUCCCUGAAGCAACCAAAGAUAUAUCCAAGCACUUCUCCAAAUCACCAUGUAUUUCCCGUCUCCCCAUGGGGCUCCUGAGAGUCAGUAGCCUAGGAGAUGUUCCCUCCUCCCUUCCAGUGCUUGUUACUUACUGAGGAGAAGGAAAAACCCCAAAGCAGGUCCCUUUGAUUGGGUAUAAACCGAAGUUGGUGCCUUCCCCUAGGAGCCAUUUUCUGUGGUCUUCUUCCAGAAUCCUUGCCCUCAGCCACGUGGAAUAAUGCCAGCCAUCUUCUGAUCCUAAAGCCUGCGUGGCCACAGCUGGCCCCUUUCUCUUGCACUAAGGGGGCAGAGCAGGCCGCACUCCCCAGUGCCUCACCUUUCCGCUCUUAUUAGCAGGGUGGGGUGACUUUUUGUUAGGCCAUCUUUAUGUCUGGGUAGCCUUUAAUCCUGGAGCCAUCAAGCCCCUAAACAUCUCACCCCCCUCUGCUUAGAAAUGAUGCCUUUCUUAAGACAGGGGAGGUUGCCUCCGGCCCAGGCUUCCUCUCCUGAAUGUGAUAUCCUUGUGUCCCUUAAAUGCCCCUCCCUCACCACUAGGUGCCUUCAAGCACCAUAGCCCUGUUCUAACCUCUAACACUCGUGACCAAACUAGCCCUGACACACAGGGAUCUGGGCGUUCGCUGGCUGUCAGGAGCCAAGCUUCUAGAGACCUGGAACUGCAGGACUAGAAGAACGGUGGAACUCCUUGGGUCCUGCCUUCUUAACGAUGCUAAAGCCUAGAGAUGGGACGUGACUUGCUCAAGGUCGCACAGUUGGAUAGUAUCAGAGCUAGAGCCCAGAGUUCCUGGUUUCAAGUCACUUGUGCUUUCUGGGACCAAAUAGAGGGCACCUGCUGGAGCCCUGGCAGAGCAGCAUUGGCGCUGUACUACUGUGGACCUCACCAUAGCAGAGGCCCAGUAGAAGGGCUCAGGGCCCGUGCCAGGCCUCUCAGUGCUGCUUAGAGCCUUGUAGCCUCUUGUAAUUCUUUGCUCUCCCUUUCCUAUCACCAGCCAAGCACCUGGCCUGGAGAGCUGCCUUUUUGGGGGAACCAGAGGUAGUGAGAGAAGGAAGGGGCUAGGCAGCAGGACAGGUGCUGCUUUCAAUUCCCCUGCAGCUCCUCCCCCUUUUAUUUCCCCAGUUUAGGCAUUGAUUCUGCCAGCUGUAGAAACUUCAGUCCCUCAGGCUGGCAGCCGCCGCAGGUAGCUGCCUGGGGGGCCUGGCAGCCGAGGGGCAAGCUAAAGGCAGAAGGACUCUGGGUCUUGUCUUCAGCUCCCUUCUCACUGCAUACAGUGAUGUUCCCUCCCUCGCUCCCCCCUUUUCUCAGAGCUAAUACACAGGUGCUAUUAUUCAGAAAAAAACUGGUCAGCUUUGGCCAACAGUGAGGUUUCUUCUCUUCUGCCCUAACUAUUGUGUAGCCUGUUGUGCUGAAACUGGCUUUGCUGGCUUUCAGAGCCCUGAAACAAAGAGAAACAGGAUCUGUCUCUACCCAGCACAGCAAAUGGUUAUAGUAAUUGCCAAAGCCCUCAUAAACCCCUCCGGCUUGAGGAGAGCGUGUAAUCACGGGCACUGCCGCCAUGCCCUGGCUGAAUGCUCCCCCUCUGCUUGCCCUCCUUGAACUUGGGGCGUGGGGACUGAGCCUUUCGAGGCCAGCACGCUCUCCUGCAGGGGCUGCUCCGGAGUGUGCCCUCCUUCUUCUCCCCAGAUCAGGUGUCUCUGGCCCCAGGCUCCCGUGCUGAGCUGCUGAGCGUACCAGGCUGUGUGCGCUCCCACCUUGCUUCCCGCCCUGCGCCCUGGAAGCCGAGGGUGCUUUCUUUAGAGCUCUAAAAUGGCUGUUGAAGGUGCCCCCGGCUGCAGCCCAGCAGUGGCUGAAGCGCAGGCAGAGGGCAGUGGUUCUCCUAAAUAGGAGCCCUGGGGCCUGGCCAGGCCAGGCCAGGGUUUGGGCCUAAUGGCUUUGACUAAAUUAUCCCAUCCCCCUCCUUUCCGGAAAAGGGGGAGCCAGCGCCACUCACUAUCAUUCUGCUCUGACCUUGAAGGGGGCGGUGUUGGCCUGGCUUCUGGAAUGGACAGAGCCCGCCAUGGAAAGGGCUGGGGGCAGGAGGGGGAGGGGGGGCACUGCCUGCGGAAGGUAGGAUUAGAUCAUUAGCUCAGUGACCUCCUAGGGUUUCGAUGUGCUGUGUUCUCAUCCUACAGCUGGUUUGGUAAUGAUCUGCAAGUCCCGGAGAGCAACAGCACAGCUCUGCCUGACGCUCUCAUUAAAAUCUAUGCAGCCAAGCUCGGUGCUUUGUAGCAGCCGGCCUUGCGAAGCCUCCUCAGCUCGGGGGGCUGGGGACCCAGUCAGCCGAGAGGCCCUCUGGGCGCUACUUAUGCAUAUGUGCACCAAGAAAAAAAAAAAAAAAAAAAAAGCUUCUUUAAACCUAGAGCCCUUUAAGAUGAUAAAGGACCCUGUGCAGGUAAUUGUGUGUCUUUGGAAUCCUGUAAUUGUAGAAUGCGAAGUUUAGUGAUUCUCUAAACUGGGCUAAGGCUGGUAAGAGUAUGGAGCAGUGGCCCCUGAGGACUCCAAGGGCUGAAGCCAAGGAGCCACCCCCCCCUUCCCUGGUCUGCCCAGCCCAGGGGACCUGCCCCAUUCCUGUGGCCCAGGGACCCAGCUUCCAGUCAGCAGUGUCAAAAGUGACCUGUGGCUCUGCCGUGGCUGUGAGACGAGUACAUUCCAAAGGAGCAGCCACGGGGAGGGGGUAGGCGCAGCCAUCCCUUGGAGGCUCAGAGCAGCUGGCCCAGGCUCCAGCUCGCCUUCAACAGAAGCUCAAGCGUCCUCAGAAACGACCCUGGCCAAUGUCACCGCAGAGCUAUGGCGGUGUUGUCAGGGCUAAUGUGAAAUCUCUUCCCGUGGCGCCGAUCCUCCGGCUCUGCAGCGCCAGCUCGAACAGAUUGAGGUCUCUGUGGCUUUGGUGACCCUGCUUAAGCAUUCCCACCGUGUCCCAGCUCUGCUCUCAGCCUGCCUCCCGCUGCACCCCCCUCACCUGACCUUAGGCCUAGGGAGGGGGGGGCAGUGCCCCAAGGCCAGGGGCUUCUGCUCGGAGAGCUGUCAGGCUUCCUGAGGACAUCAGGCUUUGAGGUCCAACCAACUUGGGGUCCAGCUGACCUGGGACCAGCAGUGUCAAAAGUGACCUGUGGCUCUGCCGUGGCUGUGAGAUGAGUACAUUCCAAAGGAGCAGCCACGGGGAGGGGGUAGGCUCAGAGAUGUGCCUCAUCCUGUGCUUCAGGAAGGGCUAGGGAACAAUUUUGUUAUUGUAUUAACUUUACUCAGUUAACUCACUUGAGAAAUUAACCAAUUUUUACUUUCUGUCUAGAAUGAUGUAUGUGUAGGGAAGUAAGCCGUAAUGUUCCCAAAGUGCCUUGUUUUCUCUGAUAUAAAUAUAUUUAUAAGGAUCUGGUCCA